Messenger RNA from Anopheles coluzzii, 2496 nucleotides. Its product is annotated as organic cation transporter protein. The coding region runs from base 468 to 2066 and encodes 532 amino acids. The transcript is spliced from 4 exons. Gene Ontology annotation, molecular function: transmembrane transporter activity. The record is from RefSeq and is a predicted model, not a curated record. Gene Ontology annotation, biological process: transmembrane transport. NCBI's taxonomy places the organism in Eukaryota, Metazoa, Arthropoda, Insecta, Diptera, Culicidae. Gene Ontology annotation, cellular component: membrane.
CAUCAUCAACAUCGUCGUCAUCACCGCCCCCCUCAUCCUCCAGUCGGGGAGAGCGAGGGUGAUGGGCAGCGGACUAACCAGGAAUAUAUGGAGCGAGUGCAAACUGCGGUGCGAUACGCGACCGGGAAGAAAGACACGCUUAGCCUGUCGCUGGUGUUCCAGCCGUCGGUAUCAUCAUUUGUCGGCGGACCUUGGCCGUUGGUGGAUCGUGCGCACAGCUCGGCGUGGCAUUCUAGCGUCAUCCGGGGAUCGGAUCGGGCACGGGAAGACAUUUGCACCGCACAAGUGUAAACUAUCCACGGGAAAUUGUUUGUGUUGCGAUAGAUAUUCGUGGCCUAAUCGGAUCCUGUGUGGCCUGUGUCUUUAUGUGUGUGUGUGUGUGCAAUCAAGCUGAUGGUAUUGUGCUUUAAAAAGCAGUGAAUAAACUUCCAAAUUUAACGCGUAAGUGCAAACACCGCGCCCGUACCAUGGCCGAUAAAACCAACCCCGACCAAGGAAUGGAACUCGAACAUCAGAGCGAGCGAGACGCGCAGGCGGCAAAAGUCGCUGCCAAGAAGGAGGAGUCGGACAGGAAAUGGAGCCUCGACCCGAUACAGCGGGCGAUGGGCCAGCUCGGCUGGUGGCACAUACUGGUCUGUGCCGUCGUCUUUCCGCUCAAAUUCCCCGUUGCCUGGCAUCAGAUGAGCAUCAUCUUCCUGGGCCCGUCCGUCAACUACACCUGUGCGUCGGACCCAUCGCUCGACCGGUGCGAUGCCGGCUGUACGAGCUGGACGUACGACAACAGCACCUUCGCGACGACCCUUACCAGCGAGUGGGAUCUGGUGUGCGGUAACGCGAACCUGGUCAAGCUCUCGCAAACCAUCUUCAUGUUUGGCAUUCUGGUCGGUGGUGUCGUCUUCGGAUCGCUGGCAGACAAAUAUGGACGAAGACCACCGUUGGUGAUUGCGGUCAUCAUUCAGCUGGUGACGGGUGUUGGCGCUGCUGUUAUCGGUUCGUUCUGGGUGUUUGUGGUGCUGCGGUUCCUUACGGCCGUGGCCACUGGCGGUACUAUGGUAACGAGCUUCGUUCUCGUGAUGGAGAUCAUCGGUCCGAAGUGGCGCGAACUGUUCUCCGUGCUCUACCAGAUCCCGUUCAACCUGGGCCAUCUGACGCUGGCCGGUUUCGCCUACUUCCUGCGCGAGUGGCGCCAGCUGCAGUUCGCCCUGUCGAUCUUCUCCGUGCUGAUGCUGUCGUACUACUGGCUGGUGCCGGAAUCGCCCCGCUACCUGUUUACGUCGGGCAAUGUGGACGGUGCGGUCACGGUGCUGGAGCAGGCGGCCAAACGUAACAACCUGCCGACCGACACCAUCCGCAACGACAUCGAGCAGUACGCGAAGGAGAAGACGCGCAACGCAUCGGCAAACGCGUCGAAGGGCAACGUGCUCGAUCUGUUCCGCACGCCCAACAUGCGCGCCAAAACGCUGUACAUGUGCUUCAACUGGUUCGUGUGCGGGCUGGCGUUCUUCGGUGUGGCCCAGUACAUCGGGCAUGCCGGUGGCGAUAUCUACACGAACGUGGCGAUCAGUGCGGCCCUCGAGCUGCCCGGCACGCUGCUGUGCAUCUACAUGAUGAAGGCGUACGGGCGCAAGAAGACGCUCAUCUUCUCGAACACGCUGACCGGCAUCUCCAUGCUGGCGAUCGCGUUCGUACCCAGCUCGGCCAGCGCACUGAACGUGGGCCUCGCCUCGGUCGGGCUGAUCGGCAUGAGCAUCAGCUUCCCCACCGUUUAUCUGUACGCGGGCGAGCUGUUCCCGACCGUGGUGCGCAAUGUGGGCAUCGGUACGGCAUCGAUGAUUGCGCGGUUCGGCUCGAUGAUUGCACCGUUCGUGGCGGGCAUGGGCUCGAUUGCGUACUGGCUGCCACCGUGCAUCUUCGGGCUGGUACCGCUGGUCGGUGCGUUCUGCGUCUUUUUCCUACCCGAAACGCAAGGCCAUCCGCUGCCCGAGACGCUGGAGGAUGGGGAAAACUUUGGCAAACGUCAGACGGCUGCCAACGGUGCGGCGGGUGUUGAGAAUGGCAAGCACUAGGCAGGCGUUUGUGUGGGAUGGGGAAUGAGCUAUGGUAGCAUUUUUUUUAGAAUAGUGCAGUCAGUCCGUUCCUCUUUACCCCCGUUCGGAUGUGACAUUGCGGCACCUCUCGCUGUGCUGUGACAGUGCAUUAUCUCCCAAGGAACACUAUGUGUUCAGUAGCUGCGGAGGAAAGGGAAUGGUCGGAAUGUGUCCUAAUCGCUUAUGAGCGUGGAAGCGAGUUUUUUUUAAAUAUAAAUUACCUCUUUAAGUAGCUCUAACAAGCAGUGGCAGAAAGCAUACAGCAAACCUCACGCAGGGCCUCCUCACAAUGACAAUGUAGCGAUAGAUCCAAACUCAGUUGUUAGCAUUGCAGAAGAAUCAAAACGCAGAGAAGUGAUAAAUAAAUAUAAACCACAGAUGUAAUAAAAAAUUGUCCCUUUAUGUUGUA